AUGCUGCACCCCACCACCUCCACCACCAUCAUCAGCCGCCGCGCACUCCUCAGCGCCGCCGCAAAACCAUACUCCACCACCACCACCACCAUGCCCUACCGCCUCCGCGCCACCUGCCCGCGCGCCACGCGCAUCGCCACCAUCCGCGCAUCUACCGCAUCCACCGCCGCCAUGAACUCUUCUACUACUUCUGCUUCUUCUACCAUGACGUCGACCACGACUACGAGUACUAGUACGCGUUCCCUGCACUUCUCGCGCACGCUCCUCGGCUCCACGAAAGAAGACCACAUGGAGCGCGACCGCCUCAACCCGACGAGCACCGAGUACAGCAAGACGGGCUCGGACGACGCGGCCGCACACAUGAACGACGCGGCGUUCAAUCCGAACAAGACGAGGCCUGAGGAAGAGGUCGGCAGUGCGGAGAGAGAGAGUGGUGAGGUGAGGCGCCAUCAGCAAAAGCAACAGCAGUCGUCGUCUUCUCAGGGACCCAACCCUCUGAACGUCAGCCCCGGUAACCGCGACGUCAGCGCGACCAAGGAUCCCAAGCAGAGCGGGCCUGACCGCAGCCCGUCCGAAUCGGGAGAGGCCAGCUCGAGGGCUAGGACGAGCAGCAGGGGCAGCCCGGCGAAGCACGGCGGCGGUAAGACUGGUGGUGGUGGUGUUCACUGA
Lasiodiplodia theobromae is the source of this 669-nucleotide messenger RNA. RefSeq lists its product as uncharacterized. The record is from RefSeq and is a predicted model, not a curated record. Lineage: Eukaryota; Fungi; Ascomycota; Dothideomycetes; Botryosphaeriales; Botryosphaeriaceae. The transcript is spliced from 2 exons. Bases 1 to 669 code for a protein of 222 amino acids.